AUGCUGCUCACGUUCCUGGAGAAGCUCCCGCUGAGCCAGGGCGGCAAGGUGUUCGUCGGCGCGUCCCUGUGUCUCGCCGUCUGCGCGUACCCUGUCAUCCAGAAGCAACGAAAGACUGGCCACGACCUCUUCUCUUCGGAGCGACCGCAAGCUAUUGUGGACCAGGAGGUGAAGGCGCGUCGGGAGAAGCUCAAUAUCAAGUAG
Messenger RNA from Peronospora matthiolae, 204 nucleotides. The record is from the annotation of a GenBank genome assembly. Lineage: Eukaryota; Oomycota; Peronosporomycetes; Peronosporales; Peronosporaceae.